Molecule: messenger RNA, 4312 nt
Organism: Cydia fagiglandana
Lineage: Eukaryota; Metazoa; Arthropoda; Insecta; Lepidoptera; Tortricidae
Gene: Tbc1d15-17
Product: TBC1 domain family member 15
Exons: 11
Coding region: 145-2121 (658 amino acids)
Biological process (GO): activation of GTPase activity
Molecular function (GO): GTPase activator activity
Source: RefSeq, a predicted model, not a curated record
GAAGUAAACUGUCAUGUUUACCUUUUUGUUGACAAAAUUUCCCAUAUGAUUAUGGUGCAAUUACUCUGAUUAAUUUAUAUUUCCUCGCAGCAUUCAUGAAAGUAUAUAGCUUUACCACCUGCCUUGAUCUCGUUUAAGAGAAAAAUGUCUUCAAGCUCUGUAGAAGACAUUCCGGAGCAGUGUAAGGAUCUUUUUACGCAAGAUGGCGUGUUACUCAAGGCGUGCAUGGGCCGCCCGAUCACAGACCUCAACUCGAUCGGCAUGCUGUGCGUGGUGCUCAAUCCCAACGGCAGCAAGUGCAUCGAGUGGCGGCCGAACGACCUCAUCACCAUCGACUCCGACACGCAGGAUCAGGAGUGGGCCGUGGUCAACACUAUAGGUCGAAGACAACGCACUCUCAGCGGUAACAUCACUUCCGACUACGCAAACGCUCGCUCCCGGAUCAUAAAAAUAGCCCUCGACGACCUGAAAACCUUCAGAGUCACUCGCAAUAACCAACAGAUGCAGUUCUCCACCAAACCAGGCAUUUGGCAGACCACUUUUUACUUCCAACAUGGAAACGCAGAAAUAUUCGUCGCCAAUUUGAAGAACCACAUUAAAACAGCAAAGACAAGACAUGACAGAAACACAUAUGUGGUAAUCGAGCCAAAUGUGGAGACGCAAGUGCUGAAUAAGAGUUUUGCGGAACUAGAUAUCUUCACGGAGAACACUACAGAUGUUGUGUGGAAUCUGGUGUCAAAUUUCAAGCAAAGGCCUUAUGAGACCACUAUGACUGCGUUUUCUAAGCUUACGGAUAUUGGAUCGAAUCCACAACAAGGUUGCUCUACAAUAGACCUCGAGAAAUUAUAUUAUGGCAACGAGGCUAACGGCAAACGCGACGUGUCAGAAGAGGUGGCAGACCUGCUCACAAAGAGCAUGAGUGCGCUGGAAGACGCCACCACAGUCACUAAGUCCGAUGAGUAUGAAGUCAUCAGCGUCAAACCAACGCUGCCGCCGAGACCUAUCAUACCUAGAGGAACUCCACUAUCCACUGAGAAAUGGGAAGGUCUGCAGGACACGGAAGGCAGGGUCACGGAGGUCGACGGAGUCAAACAGCUCAUCUUUAGAGGGGGUGUAGCCCACUCGAUACGUCAGUCGGUCUGGAAAUAUUUACUGGACUACACACCCUGGCACAUGACGCAUACAGAAAUACGAUCCUUACAACGCAAACGCACAGAGGAAUACUUCUCCAUGAAGCUCCAAUGGCGCUCCAUGACCGAAGGCCAAGAGUCCAGGUUCUCGGAGUACAGAGACAGAAAGAGUCUAGUGGAGAAAGAUGUUGCAAGGACAGACAGGACUCAUCCGUUUUUCGCUGGUGACAAUAACCCGAAUCUGGCGGUGCUGCAAGAUAUUCUGAUGACAUAUGUCAUGUACAACUUCGACCUUGGCUACGUGCAAGGCAUGAGCGAUAUUUUAGCACCGUUGCUGCUACUUUUGGGGAAUGAGGUGGACAGCUUUUGGUGUUUCGUUGGCUUCAUGGAAAGAAUUGCGUACAAUUUCGACAUGGACCAAGCAGGCAUGAAGCAGCAGCUCCUGCAGCUGCAGCAGCUGCUGACGUUCUGCAGCCCGGAGCUGGCGCAGCACCUGGCGCAGAAGGACUCCGGCAACAUGUACUUCUGCUUCCGUUGGCUGCUGGUCUGGUUCAAGCGAGAGUUCUCCUUCAGGGACAUUAUGAGGCUAUGGGAAGUCCUGUGGACGGGGUUGCCGUGUGCGAACUUCCAUCUGCUCAUUUGUGUCGCUAUACUCGACGCCGAAAAGGACACGAUAAUCAACAACAACUAUGGUUUCACUGAAAUAUUGAAGCACGUAAACGACCUAUCGAUGUGCCUGGACGUGGACAAAAUAUUAAGCACAGCCGAGGGCAUAUACCACCAAAUAAUAUCAGCGCACCACCUAACAGACCAAAUCAGGAUCAUACUCGGGAUGACUCCUCUGAACGUUUCCGUGUCAACGAAUUCGGACGACGAGCCAACGACGAGCGGAGCUAAUGGUAUGGAGAAAAGUGAAAAUGCCCGGGACCCUCUCUUGGACCCAGGGAUGGAUGAAGUUAUGUAUCAAAUAGGAUUAGACAUGAAUUUUUGAGCACGCGGAACUCGAAUAUAACGGAUUAAAAAUAUCUGUCGUAACCACCAGCGUCUGGGCUUUACUUGCCUAAAACACGAAAUCAUAAAACUACAGAGAGACUGUAAAUUUUUCUAUUUUUAUAAAGUACUCGUGGUACUCCCUAAAAAAAAACAGUUGUCCAUGAUUGUGUCACAGUACCUAGGUCUCCAAUUAUUUCCCGCUAAAAUUAGCUAUACUGCAAAACGUAAUUCAAGACCAAAAAAAGUAAGGCAAUGUUGCCACUGCAAUAAUUUGUUUGCAAAAUUAUAAAUUCCUUUUGAUAAAUAAUCACACUAAGAUAAUUUGUUCAUUAGUAAUUUUACUCCUACUAUUUAAAAAAGUACUUUUAUUUAUUUAUAUGUACAUAAAUACAAGACACGAUAGUAAAAAAGUGGCAACAUUUCUUACUUGUUUUGGUCUUGAAUUACGUUUUGCAGUUUAGUGAGGCUUAAAAGUCAUAUAGGGUUAAAUUAAAGCUUAUAUUAAUGGCGCAACAUCAAGUUUAUAGGCUUUCCUAUUGACACGUUGUAAUACACUAUGAAUUUGAGUUUUGCCUUAUUCGCACGGGUUAUUGGUUUAAAUGGUGCCUUUAAAUAUAAUAGGUGUCUUGUGAAAUUGGUCAAUGAACGACGAAGGAUCGCCUAAAUUAUAGGAUACUGAAUAAUUUGACUGCAAUUUGAUAUACAUAUUUAAACACCAGGUGCUGAUAUUGUGCACUAUAUUCCAGAUUAAAAUUAUUAUUUUUGUGCCAUAGACUACAUAGGUACAUUGACAAUUAAAUUCAGUUGUUUUCCAUAAACACAUUUAGAUUUUUUUUUAAUAACAGUAAAAUUAAAUAACAGUUACCUAUUUAAAAUAACAAUGGUGUUUUUAAGGUAAUAAUAUGUCAAUUCAAUUUAUGCAAAGUAGGUUUCAUACAUUUGUUAUAAACGUAUAUUAUAAUACUUAUUCUUUUUAGUGUUAGCAGUUAAUUUACGUGAUUAAAUUUUAUCUUGCCCUUUUGCAAAAUAAUAAUGUUGGUAUUCAGUGCACUUGGGUGGUUUCCAUGCUUGUAGUGUUCUCUUAUUUUCAACUGACAUUGGCACAGAAAAUACGGGAAUAUUUUCCGAGUACCUACUAUUGUUAUGUACAUAAUAUUUUGGCACAUUCUGUAGAUUGUAACAUUAGAGGUUCUUUCAUUUUUUUAAUCACCAAAAAUUUGAUGUAGAAUUUUGUAUUAACAAUCAAUAGCAUUCAAUUCCUUUUCCUUUGUUUGUAAUUCCCAAGACAUCAGAAAUCAUCAAAAUGCUACCUUUUAAAUUAAAAGUUAUUGUACCUAUGAAAUUUAAUCAUAAAAUAUUUUGAUUUGUGUUACCUAUUCCAAGUAGUCACACGACUAUACAGGGUGUCGCGUUCACUACGGAAACAGGAAAAUUACUGGUUUGGGAGAUAGCUUAACAUUCAACUUCACGCCUAUAAACAGAGGGCCCCAAAAUAUGCCCCGUGUACAUUUAUUCACGCACAUUCUCAAUCGAAUUAUAAGUAAUAUGUGCUGAAUGCUAAGAGAUAAAGUAGUCCCAUGAAUGUCAAUGUCAGUGUCUAACCGUUCUGUGUACCGUCACCUGCAAUAAUAUGAUACUAUUCGAAGGCCGCAAAAAUAUGUGACACGCUUUUAUGGCUCUACAAAUAAGAUCGUGUCAGAUAUUUUUGCGGCCUUCGUUGUGUAACGUAUUAUUGCUGGUGACUGUACUCAUAUCAAAUUUGUUGUUGUAAAAUGUUUUUUAGUUAUUGUAAUUUCAGUACAAAAAGUUUAUUUUAAACAGUAGUAAAUUUUUAAUACAUUCAUUUACAGAUAAAAAAAAAUUCCUUUUUUAAAUGUUAAUUUAUUGGAAAAUAUAAGCUUUGGUACCUUACAAUGUUUUAUUUAUUCUUUGGAGGAGUAUCAGUAGAAAAUGUUAUGUACACAUACAUCACUUAAAACAUUUGUAAAAAAAGGAUUGCUGUCCUCAUAUUAAGGUAGUCAUAUUUGCAACUACCUAUAAUAAUAUUUUGCACCACUUUAUGCAGCUUAUUCUUUUGUCUAUGGUUGUACAACAAAACCCACCUAAAUACUACAUAAAUAAAGGAUUAUAAAUUUAAUAAAGUACCUAUUAAAUCUCUAGAGGAUUGAAUAAAUGAGUGAUCAUCAUUA